GUAUUACAGUGACAUCCACAGUGCAGCAUCUGGCUGUUACCAAGAGAUGAACUCUACUCUAACGGAGCUGUCUGGGAGUUUUGGAUCAGACAUGAACAGUCUGGUGGCUCUGCUUGAGUUGUAUAAGUACAUCAACAAAUACUACGACCAGAUCAUCGCGUCUCUGGAGGAGGACGCUGCUGGUCAGAAGAUGCAGCUGGCCUAUCGUCUUCAGCAGGUCGCCGCCCUGGUGGAGAACAAGGUCACUGACCUCUAACCUCUCACCUCUGACCUGUGACCUAUCGUCUACAGCAGGUCGCCGCCCUGGUGGAGAACAAGGUCACUGACCUCUAACCUGUCACCUCUGACCUGUGACCUAUCGUCCCCAGCAGGUCGCUGCCCUAGUGGAGAACCACAGACUGACAGGGCUGCGUUCAGUACAACAGAACGUUACACCAGAUACAGCAGAGAACGCGGAACACUCAGAUCCACUUCCUCAUGUUUUGUUUUUUUCGGGAUCGGGGCCCACUCUUGCUCUGUUUAUUGCCCCCGCCCGCGGAGGGGGUGCCUCAGAGUGAAACAUCUCAUUGGAAAAAUGUAUUCUGGUAGGGGCGGAGUUGUUUCCUCUCUCGCGUUAGAUAUUAUGGAGGAACCAAACCCAGAUCAUUUAAAUAAAAUGUCUGGAGCAAACGUAUCUUAUUUAUCCCCCAUAAAUGCUUUAUGUUACGUGUGUGUGUGUGUGUGUGUGUGUGUGUGUGUGUGUGUGUGUGUGUGUGUGUGUGUGUGUGUGUGUGUGUGUGUGUGUGUGUGUGUGUGUGUGUGUGUGUGU
Molecule: messenger RNA, 808 nt
Organism: Oncorhynchus gorbuscha (pink salmon)
Lineage: Eukaryota; Metazoa; Chordata; Actinopteri; Salmoniformes; Salmonidae
Product: plexin-B3-like
Exons: 3
Biological process (GO): negative regulation of cell migration; semaphorin-plexin signaling pathway involved in axon guidance; positive regulation of axonogenesis
Cellular component (GO): semaphorin receptor complex
Molecular function (GO): semaphorin receptor activity
Source: RefSeq, a predicted model, not a curated record